AAACUUUUCCCUAUCCCAACACAAAACCAUGGUUGAACAAGAAAUUGAAGCAUUGAAGGGCAAGAAGUACCCUGCAAAGCAACAUUGUAGAAAUGUGUGCUCACAUUUCACCACCAAGAAACCAAAUGCCAAGUCGGCUGGCCACUAUUUCUUCGUUAGUGGUGAAAGAGAAGUGUUGUACCAGUAUUCUGAUCAAGCCAAGCCUUUUAGACAGAACAGAUACUUUUUUUACUUGAGUGGUUGUGAUAUCCCAGGAGCUCAUGUCAUAUAUAAUUGUGGUUCCGAUUCGUUGACGUUAUAUUUACCAGAAAUCGACUACGAUGAUGUGAUGUGGUCAGGAAUGCCAUUAUCUAUCGAUGAAGCAUACGCCAAAUUUGAUGUCGACACGGUUAAAUACGCCAGCGAAUUGGAGAAGGACGUGGCUGCUUUAAGCAGUAACCAAAUCUUCACUACCGAUAUCAACGACAGUAACAAAGCCUUCAGUCAUGCUUUGACGGCUGGAGACCCGGACUUGUUCUAUGCUCUCGAUGAGUCUCGAUUAAUCAAGGAUGAGUACGAAAUCGAGUUGAUGAAACACGCCUCGAAAAUGACUGAUAACUGCCACUUUGCAGUCAUGUCUGCUCUUCCCAUCGAGAAUAACGAAGGACAUAUACAUGCUGAAUUCAUGUACCAUGCGUUAAGGCAAGGGUCCAAGUACCAAUCUUAUGAUCCUAUAUGCUGUAGUGGACCCAACUGUUCAACUCUUCACUAUGUGAAGAACGAUGAUGAAAUGGCCCAGAAGAGAUCGGUCUUGAUCGAUGCUGGUUGUGAGUGGUCGCUCUAUGCGUCGGAUGUCACCAGGUGUUUCCCAAUUAAUGGUGAAUGGACUAAGGAACACUUGGAAAUCUACAACAUUGUUCUCAAGAUGCAAAAGGCCACCAUGGACAUGAUCAAACCUGGUGCCUCGUGGGAUGAGUGUCACUUGACGGCUCAUAAGGUGAUGAUUUCUGAGUUCUUGAAGUUGGGAAUCUUCAAAUCUGAGUACACGGCUGAAGACAUCUACGACUCGAAAGUCAGUGUUCGGUUUUUCCCUCAUGGUUUGGGCCACUUGCUUGGAAUGGAUACCCAUGAUGUGGGAGGAUAUGCCAACUACCAAGAUGAGAAUGUGUUGUUGCAAUACUUGAGAUUGCGUAGACCAUUGCAAAAGGGUAUGGUUAUUACCGACGAACCUGGUGUUUACUUUUCCCCCUUUUUAUUGAAAGACGUUUUGGAGACCCCUGAGAAGAUGAAGUUCAUUGACAAAGAGGUUUUGGACAAGUACUGGUACAUCGGAGGAGUGAGAAUUGAAGAUGAUUUGUUAAUCACGGACGAUGGAUUUGAAAACUUCACCAAAAUCACCUCUGACCCAGCUGAAAUCUCCAAGAUAGUAAAGGCCGGUUUGGCCAAAGGAUCCUCUGGUUUCCACAACGUCGUAUAAGUACAUUUUAUCUUUAUUAGUGCCAAUAUAUAUCAUAACAGUAAAAGCUGGAAUG
This is a messenger RNA of Yamadazyma tenuis ATCC 10573, 1511 nucleotides long. Its product is annotated as putative Xaa-Pro dipeptidase. NCBI's taxonomy places the organism in Eukaryota, Fungi, Ascomycota, Pichiomycetes, Serinales, Debaryomycetaceae. Gene Ontology annotation, biological process: proteolysis. Gene Ontology annotation, molecular function: metalloaminopeptidase activity; manganese ion binding. The record is from RefSeq and is a predicted model, not a curated record.